Diorhabda sublineata is the source of this 3558-nucleotide messenger RNA. RefSeq names its product trans-Golgi network integral membrane protein 1-like. The coding region runs from base 308 to 1615 and encodes 435 amino acids. Lineage: Eukaryota; Metazoa; Arthropoda; Insecta; Coleoptera; Chrysomelidae. The record is from RefSeq and is a predicted model, not a curated record. The transcript is spliced from 8 exons.
AGUUUACUAAAUCGUUGGGCAAUUGUACAACCCUAGAGUAAUCGUUCGGUGGCCCAUAUAUUCGGAUUUUAUAAUUUAUCCAAAAUAUCUCGAUUAUGGUAAAUACUAGUGGCUAAAUUCUAGAACAGUGAAGGCCUGAAAAUAAUCGAAGAAGAAGAAUAAUAUAUAUUUUCAAUUGUCAAAAAAUUGUAGAAUUAAACUGUACUUUGUUGAUGUGGAAUAGAAAAGUUAUUAAAUCGUAUAAUUAAUCUCUUGUGUUAUCGGAAGAUGUGUAUUAUUUCUUAAAUAAAUAUUUUAUUAGCAAAAAAUGGAAUUAUCAUUGACAAUCUACUUAAUUUUUGGCAUAAGUACAUGCCUUGCAGCACCUGUAGAUAAACCCAUUAAUAUUUCAUCUAUUUGUACCAACAGUUCAGAUCUUUUAACAAAUCAAGGAGAUAUAUUCAAAAACUGUUCUUCCUUCAUUGAUAAAAAAAAUACAUUAUGCACUUUGUAUUAUAACUCUCUUUCGUCAUAUUGCCAGUCAAAUAAAAGUAUAGUGAAAUAUCCUACUUUAGAAGAAAUUAAAAAAAAUAAUUAUGAUAUUGAAGCUGUUUGUACAAAUCUAGUUCCAAGCUUACAGACAUUAUUGAAAAAAGAUAUUAAAAAACCUACUUGUUAUUACUUAUGUUCUACGUUCGAUGGUAUCAAGCUGGAAUGUCUUUAUGCCUACUACUACAACAUUUCAAAGAAUAUGUCAAACAAUGAACCUGUAAUCAUUGAACCAAGUAAUAUAUCACAGCAAGUAGUUGAAAACAUUGAACAUUCAUCAGAUGAUGAAAAAUCUACAAAACCCAAAACAGGGAGUGAUAUGGAGAAACCCUUAGGUAAACCACUGAUUGAAUCAUCAAAAGUGAAUUCUACUCACAAAGGUGAUGUUGAGGUAGCUGGAAAAAAUGAUUCAGUUAGGUCGCAAGAAGAAGAAUCAAUUCCAAAUCCAGUAAAUACAGAUCAAGUAGAAACAACUGGAGAUCAACAAUCAACUCUGACCAAAUCAUCACAAAUAACAAUAGCAAAUCAUGAUAGUGCUAGUGACUUGAAUAAGCCAUCUACUGUUAAACAAAUUGCAGUAGACUCCAUGAUACAGAAUUCCUUACAUGGUCCUGGAAAUGGUGAUCCCGGAAACGAUGAUCCCCAAGACUACCUCGAGGAGAUUGAAGAAGGUCGUACUUCUCAGCAAGAUGCUCUAAAUAAAAUUCCUCAACAAUAUGUUGUCCCCCAACAAGAUAUCAUUGAUACACCUGCUAAACAAGAUGACAUACAAGUUGUUGACCAGAAGGGGGAUAAAAAACCGGAUUUCGUUCAAGAUAGUCCCGUAAAUAGUGAUAAUAUGGAUGAAAUAGAUGGAGAAUCUUACUUUUUCACAUAUUUUAUGGUCAUUUGCAUACUUUUCAUAUUAGGAUAUGUGGGAUAUCAUAACCGACUCAAGGUAUUUGCAUUGCUACUGGAAGGUAAAAGAGGUAAGAGGCAGCAUAGAGGUAGAAGACCGAAUUCAGCCAAUUACCACAAAUUGGACACAAAUUUAGAAGAGGCCAUAUCGUCGAAUGUUAAUAAAAACCCAACUAACGUAAUAUUUUAGUUAUUAGUUUCAUAUUUAUGUGUUCAUUAAAAAAUUUCCAAGUGUAUAAAUGUAAAUAUAAAAGGAAAACAAAUCUCAAAAAUUUUGUACAUAAUUUUAAGAUUCCGAUUAAAAUUUGCUUGGGUAAAAGUAAAUUUUUCAAAAUCCAUAUUGAUCUGAAUUAAAGUUUUUUUGACAUUAAAAAUAAUCCAAGUUGAUAUAUUUUCUUUGUUUUCACUAUUUUAGUAACUGGGUUUGUUUUAUUUGAAGCUCAAGCUCAACUUGGACUAUUAUUUUAUCACUAGCUUACAUAUAUAACCAUACAUCUGAUACUUUUCUAUUUCAACAUACAAAAGUUCUCCUAUGAAUCACAAACUAUUUGCUAUUAAGUCAGUUUCGGUAUUAUUGAUGUUUUUCGAAAUGUAUUUCUCAAAAUUUGAUAUUUACAGGACCAAAAUAAAUCAAAAUGACUAAAAUUUAUUAUUAUUAUUGCCGUAGAUAAAGUAUUUUUUAUUGCAGCCAAAAUUUUUCAUUUAAAAUCUGAAAAAUGAUUAACACAGUGCUCUAUAUUCAGAGGGAGCAAAUAAACUGUCGAUUAAAUUGUUUUUCAAUAAAUACAAAUCAUUUCCGUUUUGCAUUUCUUACCAUAAGAACUAAUUUAGGUUUAAUUUUGUGUUUUCUAAAUCACAAUUCGAUCCCUUCCAAUUUAUUAAUCGAUUUUAUAACAAGCUCUAGCUUAACUUAACCCCAAUAAUCACUCUCUAGUACCCUACAAGAUACAAUUAUACUUUUUUUUCAAUAUAUGUGAUCUUACUGCCCAUUUUAUUCAUUUUUCAUUAUUAUUUAUAGUUAAUUCAGUUUCUUUUCAUAAAUUUGCUUUUGUUUUCAUUAUUUUUGAAAACUUUAUAUAGAUAAAUAGAAACGAAUAAUUGCAGUCGGUUAUAACAUUGUUUUUAUAUUUAUUUUUCAAUUUUUGGCAGUAUUCUAGCUUUUCAUGUAUAUCUAGAAAUAUAUUAGUAUCGAAAUGACAUCUUCAACAUUAUAAUUUUGAAAACCACCGAUUUGAAUAGUUAUUGAAGCCGUUUCUGCUUCUAUUAUGCUUAUAGUUGAUACUUGUAUUGUGUUGAUCUAAAGAUCACCAUGUGUUAUAGCAGGACGAGGGCCUCCAAUUAGUGAGAACCUAAUAAAUCUUAAAUGUAUAAAACUCUUGGGAUGAAGUUCAUGAGCUGCUGUUGAUCUACAUAUUCGUACUGUGUUUCACACAUUUUUUUCUUUUCUUGAUCUCUUUGUUACGCUACUUUUUCCUAAUCGUAGCUGUGGAUUAGGAAAGUUUUGUACAUUGAACAUCAGUUUGCUUAUUACCUGUUUCUAUUGCUCUAAUUAGGCACAAUUUUUGUCCAACAGUAAACAACAUUGGCCUUAUGGCACACCAAACAAACUUUUACAAAUUCAUUGUUAUAAAAAUAGUAAUUAAUGCCAGUGUUGUACUAAAACCUACUUUUCCUUCAUCAAAUUUCAGCAACUCUUCGUCAUUAUAAUCCCAUUGGAAAACAGGGAUUUAUUGGGUUCUUUGUGGUUUUUAUGAGGGAUUUAUUAGGUUUGGCCCUGAUGUAGGAUAGAUUCCUCUGCAUCCUAAGUAUUUCUGACAGUUUACUUGCUCACACUGUAUAUAAUUACAAUGUUAUAAUGAGAUUUGUCUGGUAAAUUAUAAUUUUAUAAUUACUAUGGGAAUAUUUUAGUUAGUGAUUACUUAAAAUACCGUUUGCGUGCCUAAAUUGUAUUUAUUUUUAUAUUUUUGUGAUAUAUCGGGUUAUGUUCUUCAGUUAUAGUUUGGAUUCUGAUAAGUAGUUGAACUACAUACAGGAAAAUGAUUUCGAUUUAAAAAAAGUAACUUAUUCUUGUGUCUGUUCAAAUAUUUAUCAUAAUAUAUCCGAGGAAACGUUCAAUAAAUAUUUUGCUUUGUA